CUCAUCAUCCUGCUGCUGGAGCUCCGGAGAUCUGUCCCUGUCCUCCCCGCCCUCGGUGCACCCCAGGCCGCAGAGAUCGGCGCUCACCGCCCCCCAUGGCUUCCUCCUGUACCCCGUGCACAGAGUGCGGCAUGGGCGGGCACCUGCUGGAUGUGGGCGGCGCCUCACUCACCUGCCCCAGGUACAGUCCGGGGAUCCCGAUCACACCGGAGCAUUCACCUGCCCCGACUUCAUCGGACACCCCCGCUCCGCAGGUGCCCCCGGUGCAGGUGACCCUUCUCCCCGGGGCCAUGGGGGGCAAGCGAUUCUCCAAACUGCUCUCCCAUGUAAGAAGACUACCCCACAAAUACCACCUGUUGGGGGGCAACGACCUGAAGGCAGAGUUAGAUGAACAAUGUGAACUGAAGUCUGUGGAACAAGAAGAAGACGUCAUACCUCUACCUGCCAAGGAAGCCAGUCGGCUGAGCGAGGAGGAGCUGCUAAAAUAUUUACACGUCGAUCCCAGCGCCGGACUGUCUGAGUGUUCGGUGCUGCAGCGCAGGGUCAGACAUGGCUGGAACGAGUUUAAGGUGGACAACGCCGAACCUGUAUGGAAGAAGUACUUGGGGCAGUUUACCAACCCUCUCAUUUUAUUGCUGCUCGGCUCGGCUCUCGUUAGCGUUAUAACCAAGGAGUACGAAGACGCGGUGAGCAUUACUGUGGCGAUUCUCAUCGUGGUUACUGUGGCCUUUGUGCAGGAAUACCGCUCAGAAAAGUCUCUUGAAGAGUUAAAUAAGCUGGUUCCUCCAGAAUGCAACUGCAUCCGUGACGGGAAGCUGCAGCACCUCUUGGCGCGGGAGCUCGUUCCAGGGGACUUGGUGUGCUUGGCAGUCGGGGACAGAGUUCCUGCUGACAUCCGGCUGAUAGAGACCACAGACCUACUGGUUGAUGAAUCCAGCUUCACUGGAGAGACUGAGCCGUGUUCGAAGACUCAUGGCCCCGUGGAUGAAGCCAACGGCAUCGCAACCCUCAGUAACACUGUCUUCAUGGGGACACUCGUUCGAUAUGGGAAAGGACGGGGCCUGGUCAUCGGUGUUGGGGAGAAGUCUCAGUUCGGAGAAGUGUUCAAAAUGAUGCAAGCAGAAGAGACACCAAAAACUCCCCUGCAGAAGAGUAUGGACAAGCUGGGGAAACAGCUGUCCCUGUUCUCCUUCGGAAUCAUAGGUAUAAUAAUGCUGAUUGGCUGGCUGCAGGGAAAGCCGCUGCUUAGCAUGUUUACUAUCGGAGUCAGCUUAGCUGUUGCUGCUAUUCCCGAAGGUCUUCCCAUCGUCGUCACUGUCACCCUCGCCUUGGGUGUAAUGAGAAUGGCCAAAAAAAGAGUGAUAGUCAAGAAAUUGCCAAUAGUCGAGACGCUGGGUUGCUGUAAUGUCAUCUGCUCAGACAAGACGGGCACUCUGACUGCCAAUGAGAUGACCGCCACCAAAUUAGUCACCUCCGAUGGAUUUCAUGCAGAGGUUUCUGGUGUUGGGUAUGAUGGGAAAGGAAGCGUAUACCUUAUGCCAACAAACGAAGAAGUUCGGGAGUUCUCAAACGUGUCCAUUGGGAAAUUAGUAGAGGCCGGUUGCGUGGCCAAUAAUGCAGUCAUUCAGAAGAACACUCUCAUGGGUCAGCCAACAGAGGGGGCUUUAUUGGUCCUAGCAAUGAAGAUGGGACUCGGAAAUUCGAGUGAAAACUACAUAAGGAAGAGAGAAAUCCCGUUUAGUUCAGAGCAGCGUUGGAUGGCCGUGAAAUGCAUCGACAAAGCGGAGAAGCAGGAAGAAAUCUACUUUAUGAAAGGAGCCUUCGAGGAAGUUAUCCAGUAUUGCACCACAUAUAACAGUGGUGGGAUGCCUCUGCCCCUCACACCGCAGCAAAAAACCCUAUAUCUCCAAGAAGAAAAACACAUGGGGAGCCAGGGACUGAGAGUUCUCGCCCUGGCAUGCGGCUCGGAGCUUGGAAAGCUUAUGUUCCUUGGGUUGAUCGGUAUAAUCGACCCACCAAGAAACGGGGUCAACGAAGCCGUCCAGAUUCUUCUUGAGUCCGGCGUGUCUGUGAAAAUGAUCACUGGAGAUGCUUUGGAGACCGCACAAGCCAUUGGAAGGAGCAUUGGGCUAUUCAAUGGGCACCUCAAAGCGAUCUCUGGAGAAGAGCUGGACCAGCUGAGUGAAGCUGCCCUCCCGUCCGUCGUUACAAAGGUAUCCGUGUUCUACAGGACCAGCCCAAAGCACAAGCUGAAAAUCAUCAAGGCCCUGCAGCGCACCGGAGCCAUCGUCGGAAUGACAGGAGAUGGCGUCAACGAUGCUGUAGCGCUGAAAUCGGCAGACAUUGGCGUGGCGAUGGGGAAAACGGGCACCGACGUCAGUAAGGAGGCCGCCGAUAUGAUCUUGGUGGACGAUGAUUUUUCUACUAUCAUGAACGCUAUUGAAGAAGGAAAAGGAAUAUUUUACAACAUCAAAAACUUUGUCCGGUUUCAGCUGAGCACGAGCAUCUCUGCCUUAAGCCUGAUCACCCUGUCCACUGUCAUGAAUCUGCCAAACCCACUGAACGCCAUGCAGAUCCUCUGGAUUAAUAUAAUCAUGGACGGUCCGCCUGCUCAGAGCUUGGGUGUGGAGCCUGUCGAUAAAGAUGCCAUCAGACAGCCACCCAGAAACGCCAAGGAAGCCAUUCUCAGCAAGGCCCUGCUCCUCAAGAUCUUUCUCUCUGCUGCCAUUAUAAUCAGCGGCACUCUCUUCGUGUUUUGGAAAGAGAUUCCUGAUGGAAAAGUCACACCAAGGACCACAACCAUGACCUUUACCUGCUUUGUGUUUUUUGAUAUGUUCAAUGCACUGUCAUGUCGUUCACUGAAUAAAACUAUAUUUGAGAUCGGCGUUUUCAAGAAUAGAAUGUUUUGGGUCUCUGUACUUGGAUCCAUCCUGGGUCAAAUGGCGGUCAUUUACAUUCCUCCUUUACAGAAAGUGUUCCUAACACAAAAUCUACACGCGUUAGAUUUGCUCUUUUUGACCGGCCUCUCGUCCUCCGUUUUCCUGGUGUCUGAGCUGAUAAAAUUCUGCGAGCAACAAUGCUGCAGGAAAAAGACAGCAAAGGUUCUGGAGGAAGAGAUUUAACGCGCACGUCCCGGCCGGCCUACCCUCGUCAACCUGUCCUCCGACACUGUGACCCGUCCCCACACCGUGACUUCCAAGAUCACGUGCUAUUUUACGUAUUUAUGUAAAGUCAACACUGCUGUGUUUUUAAUCGGGAUAAAAAUGUACAUUAACCUGGCAUGUUUAUCGGAAAGACUUGCAAGACUAUGUGACGCAUCUUUGAUCAGCCACAAUAAAAAUAUCCAUAUCCUCAAUACUUUUUUUGUACUUUAUAAUUCAUUUUAAAAUAAAGACUAAUCAUUUAUUUUUUAAA
This is a messenger RNA of Spea bombifrons (plains spadefoot toad), 3414 nucleotides long. RefSeq names its product ATPase secretory pathway Ca2+ transporting 2 (gene ATP2C2). Gene Ontology annotation, cellular component: plasma membrane; Golgi membrane; endoplasmic reticulum. The record is from RefSeq and is a predicted model, not a curated record. Gene Ontology annotation, molecular function: P-type calcium transporter activity; ATP hydrolysis activity; ATP binding. Gene Ontology annotation, biological process: intracellular calcium ion homeostasis; calcium ion transmembrane transport; manganese ion transport. NCBI's taxonomy places the organism in Eukaryota, Metazoa, Chordata, Amphibia, Anura, Pelobatidae. The coding region runs from base 96 to 3122 and encodes 1008 amino acids. The transcript has 27 exons.